UGUCAGGAAACACUUCCGUGAACCUGCCCUUCCCGCUCGACCCGCUGGCCUGCCGGCCCCCAAGCGCCUCUCCAACGGAGUCUCCCAGCCUCUUCACCGUGGCUGCCCCCACCCCAGGAGCGCCUUCUCCUCCCGCCACGCUGGCGCACCUUCUUCCAGCCAGGGCCAUGUACAGCCUGUUGGAGACUGAACUCAAGAAUCCGGUGGAGCCUGCCACCCCGGCGGCGGGCGCAGGCGGCUCGGCAGCUCCGGGCGGCGCUGGCAAGAGUGGCGCGAACGCAGGCAGCGGCAGCGGCGGUGGAGCGAGCGGCGGUGGCGGCGGCAGCGACCAGGAUCUAGUGAAACGGCCCAUGAACGCCUUCAUGGUGUGGUCCCGCGGGCAGUGGCGCAAGACGGCCCUGGAGAACCCCAAGAUGCACAACUCCGAGAUCAGCAAGCGCUUGGGCGCCGACUGGAAACUGCUAACUGACGCCGAGAUGCGGCCGUACAUCGACGAGGCCAAGAGGCCGCGCGCCGUGCACAUGAAGGAGUACCCGGACUACAAGUACCGGCCCCGCCGCAAGACCAAGACGCUGCUCAAGAAGGACAAGUACUCGCUGCCCGGGGGCCUGCUACCCCCCGGCGCUGCUGCCGCUGCCGCCGCCGCCGCCGCCGCCAGCAGCCCAGUGGGCGUGGGCCAGCGCCUGGAUACGUACGCGCACGUGAACGCUUGGGCCAACGGCGCGUAGUCGCUGGUGCAAGAGCCGCUGGGCUAUGCGCAGCCCCCGGGCAUGAGUAGCCUGCCGCCGCCGCCGCCCGCGCUACCGCAGAUGCACAGCUACGACAUGACCAGUCUGCAGUACAGCCCCAUGAUGCCACCCGGCGCCCAGAGCUAUAUGAACGCCGCCGCCACGGCCGCCGCCGCCUCGGGCUACGGGGGCAUGGCUCUGGGCCCCAUGGGCUUGGUGGUCAAGUCGGAGCCCAGCUCGCCGCCGCCCGCCAUGGCGUCGCACUCGCAGCGCGCGUGCCUGGGCGAUCUGCGCUACAUGAUCAGCAUGUACCUGCCACCCUGUGGGGACGCGGCCGACGCCGCCUCGCCACUGCCCGGCGGCCGCCUGCACGGCGUGCACCAGCACUACCAGAGCGCGGGGACUGCCGUCAACGGUAUAGUGCCGCUGACCUACAUCUGAGCGCCGGGCCGCGCACUGCGCCUCCGCGCCCCCACCCCGCACCGCACCGCACCCCCGAGCUGGGACGCCUUGUGUUUAGCUUCAUUUGCCUGGGACUGUUGCCUUGUUCCGAGAGCGGGGAGGGCCGAAAGUUUUGGCUGUAGCUGUCGAGGUUUGGGAUGGAAGCAUAAAAGAAGUCAGGAGCUACGGAAAUGGAACUUUCUCGAGCGGGCCUGCCCCUCCCUCCCCCGUUUUGUAGGCUGGGAAUCGCUGUGCUGUUUGCAAAGAAAAAGCAAACUCCCUCCUCCUCCUUUUCUUCCUCCUCCUCCUCC
Choloepus didactylus (southern two-toed sloth) is the source of this 1480-nucleotide messenger RNA. It is a transcript of the gene SOX3, whose product is annotated as SRY-box transcription factor 3. The record is from RefSeq and is a predicted model, not a curated record. Gene Ontology annotation, biological process: cell differentiation; anatomical structure morphogenesis; negative regulation of transcription by RNA polymerase II. NCBI's taxonomy places the organism in Eukaryota, Metazoa, Chordata, Mammalia, Pilosa, Megalonychidae. The transcript is spliced from 2 exons. Gene Ontology annotation, molecular function: DNA-binding transcription factor activity, RNA polymerase II-specific; RNA polymerase II cis-regulatory region sequence-specific DNA binding.